Messenger RNA from Abrus precatorius (Indian licorice), 2286 nucleotides. RefSeq lists its product as uncharacterized. Bases 460 to 1872 code for a protein of 470 amino acids. The record is from RefSeq and is a predicted model, not a curated record. Lineage: Eukaryota; Viridiplantae; Streptophyta; Magnoliopsida; Fabales; Fabaceae. The transcript is spliced from 9 exons.
UAUUGCAUAAGAACAUACCAUACAUAGAUUGAAGAAGCAUCACCGACGACCCUCACUCACGAACCCACAAAAGACGCUGCUUUACACUGUCGGUGUCAGAAAAAGAAAGCUCUUCUAAAAGACACACACCAACUGCGGAAAACGAAAAAUGCAAACUUUGCCGUAACCAAAGUGCGGAUCGUGAUAUUUCAUUCAUAACGCCACACCACAACACCCACCCCACGUGCUUUUAUGCUCCGCCGCUGCAUCACUCGCGAUAGAUCCUCGGCUUCAACCAAUAUUAUGUUCAUUCUUCCUCUCCAAUUGCCUAAAGGAUCCAUUUUUAACGAUUAUCUCAGUGUUUGAAUUUUGUUCCUUCCAGAAAGAUCUCAUUUUGGGAAGAUUUUCCAUGUUCUGCAUUGUUGUUCUCGUUAAUCCCUAUGAACUGGUCUGUGUCUGAAUCUUGGGACAUGCUCUGGAAUGGCUCUUUACAGAAACAAUGGUGAAUUGUUCACCGAGAGAAGAGGCAUCAUUGAUGCAGUUUUCAGUUCUUUUAGAAAAAGUGAUCAUGGCUCUAGAGUUUUACGUCGUGGUAGAAGGUUUGGUCGGAUUACCAAGCAGAGACUUUCACGCUUGAUUUUCCUUAUCACGGCAUUCCUUUCGAUUUCUUUAACAGUGUAUGGCCUUAAAAUGUUUUUUCAAGCUAAAAUGGAAUCUAGGUUCUCAAAUCCGCACAAUCUACAAGAAGAACGCAACCUGCAAGAAAAUAUUAUGGUAGCUGAAGUUGGAAAGGCACCUAAAGGCAAGCGCCGAAAGCAUUUUCCGUGUGAAGUUGGAUUUCGGGAAUCAGUAGAUGGCCUUGUUGAACCCAAAAAUUAUAUGAACUUUACAUGGUUCUCUCUAAAGUACGUUGACCAUGAAGAAAAAACAUCCAAAAUUGAUUUAUUUGAACCUCGAUUUGGAGGACAUCAGACUCUAGAGGAAAGAGAAAAUUCAUUUUAUGCAAAAAACCAGACACUCAAUUGUGGUUUUGUCAAGGGGCCACCAGGAUAUCCAAGCACUGGAUUUGAUAUAAAUGAAAAAGAUAAGACAUACAUGUUCAGCUGUAAGAUUGCAGUUUCUUCUUGCAUUUUUGGAAGCUCUGAUUUUCUCCGGAGGCCUACAAGUCGACUGAUCAGUACAUAUUCAAAGAGCAAUGUUUGUUUUGUUAUGUUCAUGGAUGAUGUAACACUCUCCAAACUUUCAUCAGAAGGAAACAGUCCUGAUGAGAGAGGGUACAUUGGCCUAUGGAAAAUAGUUAUUGUAAAAAACUUGCCAUAUGAAGACAUGCGGAGAACUGGCAAGGUGCCAAAAUUUUUAUCACACCGUCUCUUCCCAAAUUCUAGGUAUUCAAUUUGGCUUGACAGCAAGAUGCGACUCAACUCUGACCCUAUGCUGAUCAUUGAAUAUUUUUUGUGGCGAAGGAAGGCAGAAUAUGCCAUUUCAAAUCACUAUGAUCGCCACAAUGUCUGGGAGGAGGUUCUCCAAAAUAAGCGCUUAAAUAAAUACAACCAUACAGCAAUUGACGAACAGUUUAACUUUUACCAAUCUGAUGGCCUCCCCAAGUUUGACCCAUCAAACCCAAAUAAUCCUCUUCCAAGUUAUGUUCCCGAGGGUUCCUUGAUAAUCAGGGCACAUACACCAAUGUCAAAUUUAUUUUCUUGUCUUUGGUUCAAUGAAGUUGAUCGAUUUACAUCUCGUGAUCAACUAAGCUUUGCUUAUACUUACUUGAAACUCCGGAGAAUGAAUCCAGAGAGACCAUUUCAGCUAUAUAUGUUCAAGGAUUGUGAACGCAGAGCAUUAGUGAAGCUAUUCCGACACAGGGCAGUUUCAUCUCCGCCAGAGAAUACUUGAUCAGUUCUGGCUCUUUAAGGGAUGCACGCUACAGGCACAGGUCAUCAUAAUUGACAUCCCUUCCAGCUUGACUAGUCUCAACGUUCAUGUAUGUUUUAAGCUGGACCAAAGAGAGACAAAUCCAAAUUCAAUUACUUGCAGCACAAUGGAAUUUUAUUCUUUGCGUGACCACGGUUAAAGCGUGAUUGAGGUGCAUUUUUGUGGCCAAGGUUUUCACUCCACUGUGGGGUUCAGUGGAAGUUCUUAGGGAAAGUUGAUCAAGGUUUUAGUUUGUUCAGCUUCCUCAUGUUUCAUUUUAGUAUGAAGGAUGAGGUGAUUUUGCUAACAUGUAAGAAUAGUUUUUCUUUUCUGUUUGUGUAAACAUGUAACAGGUCCUCCUUCCCCUCCCAAGUCAAAGAGGGUAUUGGCUAGUGG